AUGCCGAACCUAGAUGACCUGCUCGUCCACAUCGGAGAUUUCGGACCAUACCAAAGGAGAAUCACUGUCCUCGGAUCUCUGCCGGUACUGACCUUCGCGUUCGUCCUCGUAGGAGUCGUGUUCUUGGGGAACACCCCAGUGCACUGGUGCCGGACCUCCGGGACAGAGCGCAUCCAGGAUGAAUGUGAAUGGACGGACAAGGAGCUGCGUGAACUCACCGUCCCGCUGUUGGAUGAGUCAGGGCAGGGCGCGUCGGGCGCCUACAGCCGCUGCCAGAGGUUCGAUGUGGACUGGAAGUUCUGGAACGGCAGCCAGAGCAACUGCAGUGACCUCAACGACUGGCCCUUGAUUUCUAAUCUCACCAAGUUACCGGUAGUCGCGUGCGACAGCGGCUGGGUGUUUGAUCCGUCUCGCACUACUAUCGUUUCAGAGUUUUCCUUAGUGUGUGAGGAUUCAUGGCUAGCAGAUUUCAGUCAGGUGUCCCUGGCUGGAGGGUUCUUCAUCGGUGCUUUUGUCAUUGGAUACUUGGCAGACAGGUUUGGCAGGAAGCCCUGUUUCAUCCUGUCUAUGUUUGGCCUGGGGGUGUCAGGGAUAGCUGUGAUGCUGUCACCCUUUUACCCCCUGCUGCUGCUCUUCAGAGUUCUGCAGGGCUUCUGUUGCAAGGGAGCAUGGACAGUCAGCUAUGUAUUUAUCAUUGAGUUCUUUGGAUCAAACAACCGGAAGUUUGUCUCAUUGGUGUCCCGUAGUUUUUAUUCUACUGGGAUGACCAUCCUACCUCUCUUGGCAUACUUCCUGCCCUCCUGGAAAACCCUGCAGCUGGCCAUGAGUCUCCCCUGCUUCAUCUUCAUCACUUACUUUUGGCUCAUUCCAGAAUCUCCUCGCUGGUUGUUGUCACAAAGAAGAACCAAAGAGGCUAUGAGGAUCGCUGAAAACAUUGCCAAGUGUAAUAAGAGAACUGUCCCUGAGAAUUUCGAAGAGUUUGAUCUUCUGGAGGAGAAGCAGGAGCAGGAGGCAGAGAUAAGUCAUCCGUCGUUCAUGGAUCUGUUUAGGAUGCCCAACAUGAGAAGAAACACCCUGAUCCUCAUCUACGCCUGGUUCACAAGCGCAGUUGUUUUCCAAGGGCUGGUUCUCCGCCUGGGUAUCACUGGAGACAAUAUCUUCCGCGAUUUCUUCAUCUCUGCAGCCGUGGAGCUGCCCACCGGCCUCAUCUUCUACCUGUUGGUGGACAGGGUGGGACGGAGACCUCUCAUGGCUGUGUCUAACUUCAUAGGAGGAGUCGCCUGCCUCAUAGUGCCCUUCGUCUCAGUAGACUAUCUGUGGCUAAAGAAAGCCAUAGCGAUCAUUGGGAGGCUUUCUGUCACCAUUGGAUUCGAGACUGUCAAUUUUGCCAACUCUGAGCUGUAUCCAACACCUCUCAGAAACCUGGGCGUGUCUGUGUGCUCGUCAGCCAGUGACAUAGGAGCUAUAGCUGCCCCUUUCUUGCUCUACAGACUGGCCAGUAUCUGGCAGGAACUGCCCCUCUUCCUCUAUGGUGUCAUGUCAAUGUUGUACAGUGGACUGGUCAUGCUAUUACCGGAGAUGAGAGGCAUCGAUUUCCCUGAGACCAUAGAAGACGUGGAGAACUUAAAUGGGAGGAGAUACAGAUAGGCCUCAAAAGGAAAAGACGGCAACAGAAAUAACUAGACUAUUUAACAUAUUUCAUAUAUUUUGGUGAAUUUCACACAGAAAUACACACAAAUGUAAACACGUACUGCUAUCUGUUACUCAGCGAGUCUUGGGAGGAAGAAAAGUGACAUGUAAAGUAGAAUGGCGUAAAAGAGAGAGGAGCAAAAAUUAAAAACGUUUAUUUGUCUUUCAAACACUUUGUUUAUAACAUCAUCAAAUAAAAGGUUUCAUACCAUAACGAUUGUUUGUUUAAUGAA
Molecule: messenger RNA, 1922 nt
Organism: Coregonus clupeaformis (lake whitefish)
Lineage: Eukaryota; Metazoa; Chordata; Actinopteri; Salmoniformes; Salmonidae
Gene: slc22a3
Product: organic cation transporter 2
Exons: 11
Coding region: 1-1647 (548 amino acids)
Biological process (GO): transmembrane transport
Cellular component (GO): membrane
Molecular function (GO): transmembrane transporter activity
Source: RefSeq, a predicted model, not a curated record